Molecule: messenger RNA, 12789 nt
Organism: Parnassius mnemosyne (clouded apollo)
Lineage: Eukaryota; Metazoa; Arthropoda; Insecta; Lepidoptera; Papilionidae
Source: the annotation of a GenBank genome assembly
AUGGUUAGAGAGACUCGGCACCUGUGGGUUGGAAAUUUACCCGAUAACAUACGAGAAGAUCGAAUAAGAGAGCACUUUAAACGCUAUGGCCGAGUCCAAAAUGUCAAGUUAUUGGGUAGAAUGGAAACCGCGAACACAGGUGCAAACGGAACAACUGUUACCGGUUUUUGCGCUACAGUCGCCUUUAUGGACAUCAAGUCUGCUUCAAAGGCGCACAAUGCCGAGCACGUGCUGGACGAGAGAACACUCACCACGGAAUACUACGAGCCAGCAGCGAUACCAUCGGCCGCGGGCGCGCCUUCGGCUGGCUCCUCGCCCGCCGGUUCUGGCUAUUCAGGUUCUUCGUCCUCCGUGAACUCGGCACCUGCACCUGUUAACAUCACGCGCUACCAUCUGUCGGGGGAGGAAAGCGCGGGCAAUGCUUGUGCGAUGGCUGCGUCGGCGGCGGCGCCGGCGACGUGGCGCGGCACCAACGACAGCGCCUCCGAGUACUGUCGCCGCGGCAACACGCCCGCUACCUACGGACGGUACCAACGCAACAACUCCACGGCGGCACCCUACGCCACACCGCCAUCCAAUGUUGACAGAACGACGCCUCAUCAGCGGUGGUUCGCGAGCGGGGAGCGGGCAGCGGGGGGCGCGGGCGGGGAGAGCACGCCGAGCACGCCCGGCGGCGGCACGGAGGGCGGGCGGCGGCGGCGGCGCUCCGGCUCGGGCUCGUCGCGCUCCGACACCAGCUCGCCGGAGCCCAGCGACACGUCGCGAGCCUCCACGCCGGCCGCGCCGCCGCCCGACCGCCACGCCGCGCGCCGUACGCCGCCCGCGCACCUCCACCAGUGGGCAUCGACGGCGAACGGGCGACCGCUCGCUAUCUGUGUACGCAACCUGCCGACCCGUUCCACUGACAGCUCGCUGAAGGACGGCCUCUAUCACGAGUACAAGAAGCACGGCAAGGUGGUUUGGGUGAAGGUUGUCGGACAAAAUGCCGACCGGUAUGCAGUGGUGCGAUUCAAGAAACCGUCCGAUGUGGAUAAGGCGCUCGAAGUCUCGCAGGACAAAUUGUUUUUCGGCUGCAAGAUCUCAGUGGCACCGCACCAGAACUGCGACGAAGACGCCGAGUCCGCCAAACCUUACGAGACUGAUAUCGACGAGUAUCAUCCCAAGGCGACUAGAACCUUAUUUAUUGGUAAUCUAGAGAAGGAUGUGACACAGCAACAGCUGAGGGAUAAGUUCAAGCACUAUGGACGGAUAAUUGAGAUCGAUAUAAAGAAGGGCAGCGGCGGAGGUGCUGGUUACGCCUUCUGCCAGUACCAGUCCAUAUCUAGCGUCGUGGAAGCUAUCCGUGCCAUGGACGGGGAGUAUGUUGGCGGUUCGAGGGUCAAACUGGGCUUCGGAAAGCCCGUCGCUACCACCUGCGUUUGGGUCGAUGGCCUCACUGAGCAUACAGAAAAGCAGGUGCUGCAGGCGGUGUCGCGGUGCGGCGCGGCCACGUCGGUGUGCGUGGACCGCGCGGCGGGCGCGGCGCUCGUGCACUUCGAGCAGGCGGCGGCGGCGGGCGCGGCCGUGCGCGAGCUGCGCCGCGUCGCCGCGCUCGCCUCCGCCGCGGACCCCGACCAGCCGCGCCUCGCCGUCGACUACGCCUCGCGCGAGUGCCAGGAGGCUUUCUACGAUCAACUAGAGAAACACGGAGGAUCAGCCCCUUUAGCAGGAUCCGAGAGAUUAACCGGUGAUCUUUCUACUCGCUACAUACCAUCUGUAAGACAUGAACAACUCCGAUACGAUGGGACAAGAACGCGAGCACCAAGCUUUAGUCGUGGGUCUUCACGAACGCCGCGUUAUCCAACACAUGAACAUUAUGAUCCGGCGGAAUAUGCGGCUGAUCGGCGAUACAGGGUAUAUGAGGAGCUAGGUUCGAGUCCACAGACGGAUGACACUCCAUAUGAAGAUCGGUUACAGUCAGUCGUAGUGUCACCACAUCGUACUCAUAGACAUAGGAGAGACUCAAGUCCCGAGGAUCGAAAACAUUCAAAGGAACGGCAUAGAAGCGUAGGCGGUGGGUCGCGACGGUCCCGGUCGGGGUCGCGCGGCGGGUCGGUGCACACGGUGCACACGGCGCACACGACGCACACGGCGCGGCGCCGGCACCGGCGGCGGCGCGACGGCUCGGAGUCGCGCAGCUCGCGCGCCGGCACGCCGCUGCGCGACGAGCCCGACGCGCCGCCCGCCGAGCCGCGCCGCCCGCCCCGCGAGCGCCCGCCUCUGCCCAUGAGCCUGCCGCUGCCCAAGUUCGCGGCGCAGCUGCUGCGCACCGCGCCGCCCACGCCGCGCCCCACGCCCGCGCCCGCUCCCGACUCCCCGCCGCGGCCCCCUUCCGCCUCCUCCUCGAGCACGGGCUCGGCGCCGCACUCGCCCUCCCUGGAAGAACGGAUCCGCAGUCUCGAUGAAAAAUAUGAAAAAUGGAGUGGUUCACGCGCUCUUGCCGACGCGCCCGACCGCGCCCGUCUUCGACACAGACUUCUCGAAGUCGAUAUCAACGAAGUUAAGCCGUCGGAGGUUGUGCGUUCGCUACUAGCUAAGCGUUCCGUGUUCGACGAGGACUCUGAACGUUUGGAGGGAACCGCUCGAGCCCCGAGUCCGGGUGGCAGCCCCCACACGCGCCCAUCUCCGUGUGUGUCACGUACGCUGCGCUAUCCGUUCCCAUCACAUCCGCCUCACUUACCGAUGGUGCCUACGGCGACGGCCCCGGGCUCGACGCCUUCCGUCCCGCUUGUGGCGUUGCCCGGCGGUGCGCCGCCUCCGCCGCCGCCUCCGCAGCCGCCUCCGCCGGAGACGGAAUCCGAAUCGAUAGACCGACCGGCUGACCCGCGUCUCAAUAGACCGGAGAGACCCUAUCGACUUGAGAAACUAGGAAAGUUUAAUGAGAGUGAUUAUAGACUCGAUUCACGAGUACGCUUAAGAACUCCUUCCGUUGACAAAUUACAGACUGAAAUGAUAGACCGAAAGUCAUCACCUAGUGCCGAAAGGGAUAGAGUGGAUGUAGAAAAAGAAACAAAAAGAGAAAUUGAAAAUAGGAAACGAGAGCCUUGUUCCAUUGUACGAGAAGAUGAAACAAAGUCGUAUAUUACAGACGUUGUAAAAGACUGCUUUGAUAAAAUUGAUUCUGAUAUUAAAAAUAUAGAAAGAAGUCUUAUGUCACAAGAUGGAAACCAAAUUGAAGAAAGCUUAAAGAGAUCAGACGAUAAAUUUCCAACAUUACUGAGCUCCAUAAAAACGGAAAGAAUUUUCAACCAAAAUGAAACAUUACUUGUAAAUAACAAUACAGUCAAUUGUAAUAAUAUUGAAUCAGACAUAAUAAAACACCACAUAAAGAAAGAAGAAUUUAUGACAUAUGAACCGCCUUCAAAUAAACGACAAUCACCUGAAGAAUUUUUAUUUAAACGUAUACAUCAUAUAAAAUCUGAAACGUCCAAAGAUGAAGAUCUAAAACCCAAGUUAAACUGUGACAACAACUUAGAUCAUUGUUCUAAAUUAUUCAAUAACCUUGAUAGUAAAAAUGUAACUUCAGGUACAUCACAGCCUUCUAACCAUUUAAACGCAGUAAAUUAUUUAGAUACAAAUAAAAAAGUUGAAGUAAAGCAGGAAUUAAUAAAUAAUGAUGGUAACGAAAAAUCAAAUCCAAAUUUCUUUGACUCAUUCAACAUGGAUAAAUGUGAAAAAGAGAAUAUUGUGUUAGAAAAUUCUGAUAAAUCAAAGGCAGGUUGUGUCAUUUUGAGUCCCAUUGAUAAAAAGCAUUCGGACACUAGAAAUCUUGAAGAUAAUGUACGAAGCGAUCACGAUAAGUCAGUAAAAUACUCUAAAGAGCGUGUGGAUAAGGAUAAACAUGAAUGUGAAAGAGAAAAGUCGAAGAAAAAUACUAAACUAGAACGGCAAGAUAAAGACAAAAAAUUAAAAGAAGAAACAAGUAGUCAUAAACCUCAUUCCGAGAGAUCAGAAAAAAUAAAAAUUGAAAAAGAUUUGCCUGAUAAAAAUGAACGGGAUAGUGAGAAGACGAAGCAUGCAGAUGAUAAGGUGCGUCAUGAUAAUCAUAAGAAGGACAAGACCGAAAAAGAUAAAAGAAAAGAAACAUCAGAAAAUGAACCUGUAUCUAGCAAAUUAAAAAGAGACGAUAAACACAAAUCAACAAAGAAAGAUGCCAUUGAAUCUAAAAGAGAUCAUAGUAGAAAAGAACAUGAUGCAAAGCAUAGCAAAUCUGCUAAAGAUGAAAAUUUUAGAGAUUUAUGCCGCAAAGACUCCACUGACUCUUCCACUUCAAGGGCUUCUCAUGACUCAUCUAAAAUAAGAGAUUUAGAAAAUCAUGAAGGUAAGGAAGAAAUAAAAUCAAAAACAAAGUUAGGCACCGACUUGUCUUUAAAACAUGAUAUAGAAAAAGAAGUAUCACAAAAAGUAGUGGAUACAAAAUGUGAUAAUAUGGCGAAAAUUAAAACUGAUAUAAAAGAGGAAAAGCCUUUUUCAGAUAACCAUUUAAAAAAUAAAUCUGAUAAUCACUCUGAACACUGUUCGAAAUCUAAAACUGAAAUUAGUGAAAAACAAAGGCAUUAUUCACUCGAUUCUGCCGGAAUUGACUGUAAGCGUAAAGAACGCCUCAAUUCUUGCUCAAGUUUACCUCCUAACAUAGGUCAUAAAAGAAGAUUAUCAUCGCAAGAGAGUCUUGACUGUCAAAAUGAAGAUAUAAAAAAGUGUAAGAGUGAUAUAAAAUGCAUUGAAAGAAGAGAUUCGAAAGAUUGUCGAAGUAAUGACAGACAUAAAACGACUAAGUUUAAUAAGGGGCAUUUUGCAAAAAUAAUAGAAAGUAAAACUAAAGAUGAUAAGAAAAAUCAAGUCAAACCACCUGACGAUUGCUUUACUGAAAUGAAAGAUAGUGAAAACAAAGAAAUAUCAUCAGUAUCUGACAAAACCAAGCAUGUUAGAAAAAGUCCUAAGGAAGGCAUUGAUGAAAAAAUACUUGAAAAUUCUGAUGCUCAUUCUGAUGCACUACAAAAUGAUUUAGAUUUUUUGGCCACUUUAGAGUUACGAUCAAGUGAAGAGGAUGAAAAACAAAAAGCUCUUAGAAAAGAAAUGAAAGAAAAGAAACGCAUUCAACAGUUGCAGCAAAUUCAAGAAUUGCAAAUGCAACAAGAUGCACUGCAGCAAGCAGAAUUAUUAAAUAAACUUAAAGAAGAUAAAAAACAUAAAAAUGAGGAUAAGAAAAAAGAGUUAGCUCGAGAUAAACGCAUGUCAACUGAUCGCAAGAGUAAAGACGAUAAAAAUGAUAAUAAUAAACGAAAAAAUCGUAAACCACUUCAUAGUAGUGAUAGUUCUGAUUCUGAUGAACCUAAGAAACAUUCUAUAUUUGACAUUAUCGAUGACGAACCAACUUAUAUAUCUAUGUACGACAAAGUCAAAGCGCGGUCGUGCAAAAAUAUGCAAAAACAAGAAGAGGAGAAACGUCAAGAGAAAAUCAAAGCAAAAUUCAGCCAGCUUAAACAAAGUAGAGCAAAACGUGAAGAAAAGAAAAGGUCGAGCUGGGAUGAAGACAGUGAUUCGGACCAUGAAAGAAGAAAAUCACACAAAACUUCAAUGGAUAGUUCUUCUGAAGAUGAGCAAAUUGUUCUUCACAGUAAGAAACGCGAAAAAUUACAAGCGUCUAGUGUAGACUAUGAUCGUAUGAAGACUAUUGAUUACUUUAAUGCCCACACAAUUGAAGAAGAUUCUUGUAAUAAAUUGUCCCGAAAAAAUUCAAGAACUCGCAUCUUAUCCGACACCUCUGAUGAUGAGAGUUCAAGAAGAAAUGUUUGUAGAAGUCCUGAUUUUGGUACGAAAAUAAAGAAAGAAUUUCUAUCGGAUUCCGAGUCGCAGCAAGGCAGCAGAGAAACUGAGAGUCUCCUAAAAGAGUUCGGCGAGGAUAAAGUUAAGAAGACUUCUCUAUUGAAUUUGUUUGGCAAAUCGGACUCAGAUGAUCAUAAGUUAAAGUCUCGAGAAAUUGAUAAUGAAUUUAAAAUGCAAUAUGUAAAAUCAAUUUCUAAUGAUCUUUCUUCUGAAGCCGAAUCUGUAACCUCAAACCGUAAUAUUGGAGAAAUUCGUAAGAAACAUAAAAAGAAGCAAAAGAGGCAUAAGUUGCCAUUUUCAGACGAAGAAAUUAAAUUAGAAAGCAAUAAUGAAUUCGAAAAUGAUGCAAAACAUAAGAAUUCAGAAAAGCUGCGUCGUCAUAGUACUAAAAAGGAAAAACGUAAAGAUAAAAUUCGUGAUAGUGUAGAUGUAGAAGAAACUCAAGUACGAGAAGAAAAAAUAAAACAUAAAAAAGAUAAAAAAUCACCGAAUCACUCGUUUGAAUUACUGCAAGACUUGUGUCCAAAUGCUAAAAAAGAUGGAAAAAUGGAAGAUAUAUUUGGACCACUAUCCGAUGAUUCCGAUAAAGAAAGAAACAGUCAUAAGUCUUCCAAUACUAAAAUAGAUUAUACGUCACAUGACUUUGAAUCUACUAUUUCUACCCAAAUUGAUAAAGUAGAACAACAAUUGAGUACAGAAGAAUCGAAAAGUAUGGAAAAAGAUGAAAACAAACGAAAGAGAGAUAAAAAACGAAAAGACAAAAAAUAUCUUGUUAAGGAGGAUGAUAAUAGCUUGGACGUUGAUGCUGUAAGUAAGGCUAUAGAAGCAAGGCUGUUUGCUGAUGCCACGAGCCAUGAUGAUAACCGAGCUAAAAAUGACUUUUUUGAUAACCAAACAAUAUCUGAACAAAUUGAUCGCAAAUUAGAUGACAUCUCUUCAAGAAACGAUUAUUCUAAAUCAAACGAUAGACACUACGAUAAAUUUAAAAAAGAGUUUAAAGAUAGAGAAAAGAGAAAAAAGAAAAAGAAAAAUAAAGAAGAUCGACAAAACCGUAGGGAUCAUCAUCACUUUCACCAUCACGAUAAAGUUAGUAAAUUAGAAGAAUUAAUAUCACUAGAAAAAACAGAAGUGGUUCCUCCUAAAACCCUUGUUAAAGAUAUACCUUUACCAGCAGAGAUACAAAAAGUGGAAACAACAAAUAAACCAGAUGAUUGCAAGUCACUCUCUGAGUCACCUAGCCUACCCAGGUUAACUGACACUCCGCCUCUAUCAUCGUUAGAUGAUAAAACUAAAAAUGAGAGUAACUCUUCAAAUAUUUUAGAAUUAAUUAAAACUAUAGAAUUAAAUGAGAUUCCUAUGCCACCAACAUAUGACUAUACUAUCCAAGAUAUUAGCGAAGUACCAUUGCCGAAAGACCCUAUCCCAUCUAACAGUGAAUUAAACAAACAAGAAACCUUUCUGCCGAGUUUUGAUAUCGAUGAUAAUGAAAAUGCUGUUCGUAGCAUCUCAAACUUAGAUAUAGAAUCUGAAAAGUCCGUAGAAAAAAUUGAUUCUCAUUCCUCCAAACUUGACAAAAAAGUAGAAGAGAAGCCAAGAGCAAUUAUUUCACAAGAAGAAACAGAAGAUGCUGUAGCUGCCCUUUUAGGAGAAAGUUUUGGUGGCAAAGAAAAUACAUUUGCUAAUUGCUAUGAAGAGGUGGAAAAUGACAGUGUCCGGGAGAUUGAAGUUGAAAGUACUGUUACUGAAAAUGAUAAUAUUCCCGAGGAAGAUGCUGAAGAAAUGCGACAAGCUGUGCAAAAUUUAAAUGCGAGUGAAAUGGAAAUUAAACCGGACACGCCAGUUUCUGAUAAUGAUCUUUUACUUAUUGAUACUGAUACAGAAGACGCCGAAGAAACACCACAAGACGCUAUUGACAGGUUACCCGUUAAUAUAAUCGCAACAAACCAAUCCCUCAAUAACAACUCUAAAAUCAAUACAAGUAAAUCGGAAGAAAUUUCAAAUAUUAUUAUUACAAAACCAAAAACAACUGUUGUUCACAACACAAGUCCGGAACCAAAUGUUACAAAAAGUAAUGAAACAGAUUUGACAUUUACCCUACCUAAGAAAGAUCCUGUUCAACAGGCUACCUCUACUGCAACACCAGUGAUUACAUCAUGGACGUUAUCUAAUAAUAAGCUAUUAGAGCCGCAAUUAUUAAACAUAUCAUCAAACCCGUUGCCUUGUAGAGAUACAAAUGAAAAUAAAUCAACGCAUAUUACAACAAAUAUUGUUCAACUUAAGCCACCUACAAAUCAAAUUAACAACUCAUUAAGACCAAUCGUCAAUCCCGUCAGAGUCAGUGCUCCAUAUCAAGUUAUUAAUCAGAUGAUUCGACCUCAGUUAACAAAUAUGCAGCCCCCUACCAUCAAAAUACCAGAAUCUCAUGUUCUUUAUCAAAAACAACCAGGCAUUGUUAUUUCACCCAGGACUAGCUGUGACACUCGUAUGUCUAGUCCCAAAGCCAGUCCUCAAGGGGAAGGCAUGACUUCGCCGCGACUAACUAACAUGGCUAUUUUGAGUACGUCUCCACAAAAUUUGAACACUGUUGGGAUAAGAUCUCCAAAUGCUUUACAUCAAAGAUCUCCUGGACAAAUGACAGUAGUACGUAUGCAGCAACCACCAUUAAGUCCGAUUCAAACUAUGCAUAUUCCCGUUGGUGCAAGAGCUAUGGUUUCUCCCAACAGACCAAAUUCCGUGUUGGUUCAAACGCAGGGGACACCGCUACAUUUAAAUCGUUUACCGGUUGCGCCAGUAUUAACUCCAAUUUCAAAGCAAAUGAAUGCAAAUAAUCUACUUCAACAAAAUAAAAGUAUUGGGGUAAGCAGUUCUUCAGUUAUGCAUCAACCAAAGAUCAUUACAGGUGAUUGCAGAAAAAAUGAAGUUCGAAACAUAACCGAAAAUAUCAACGAUAAUAAUAAAAUACUUCUAUCACCCACGCGUUUACAAACAAACACGAAUGCUGCAGUUAUGGCACAGAAUCGUUUUAUACCAAUGCAAAACGCUCUGCACGUGGGAAAUGUAAAUACAACGUUGCAUAUGCAAAAUAAAAUUCUAAUUAAUAAGAGUCAAGUUUCUGAUAAACAAGAAAAUCAAACUCAGAAAUCAGAGCAAAGUCAUAUUUCUCUAACCACCAAGCCCAUAAUACAUGUUGCUAAUGUAAGCCACUCAGCUGCAUCCAUAAUACAAAGUGGAGUAAAACCAGUGAUGUGCACAAUUCAAGAAGCAAACGUAGCCAAUAGAGGUCAAGGAUCUAAUGUGAUCCACACUUUAAAUUCACAAAGAGUAUUGACUACAACUGCGUUAAGUAAUGUUAUACAGUUAGAUUCGAGCAAAGUUCCAACAUCACUUUUUUCUGUUGCUGCAAUUAGGCCACCUACAGUUUUAACUAAAAUAGACAGCACAAAUUCAGUAGCUGUUACAUCAUCAAAUCUUACAAAUGUGGUUAUGACUCCAUUGUUAUUGACUACUACUGGAUCGAAAACACCCAUCAGAAUAAAUCUAAAAAAUGAUGUUGAUAAUUUAGAAAGCGCUUUUGCAGUAUCAAUUCAAAAUAAAGUUUUGCAUGACAAAGAAAACGUAGUUAUAAACAAAAGCGAUUCCAUCGUUGUAACUGAGUAUGAAAAACAACAUCAAAAUGAACCAACAGUGUCAACCGAGAUUAUAAAUAAAUGUGAUACAGACUUUGAGGAAUUGCUGAAAGACAACACAAAUGAAAUUAAAAUAACCAAUGAUCCGGAAAAGAAACUUGAAGUUAAUGUGGGGAAAACAGUAACUUUAAUUACACACUGUAGAGAAAGACAAAAUAGUGUCAAUAUUUCUGACAAAAUAGAGAGCGGAAAUGAAGUUUCUGUCUUAGAAGCAUCUCUUGUGCAAAGUAAUACAAUGGAUAAUGACAAAGAAAAAGAAGAAAAAAAUGCUGAGUCUGAAAAAGAUAUGGCUGGGAUUGUGUGUCCGUCAAAAGAUUCAACUAUAAAAAAUGGUGAAGAAUUGGCUACAGUUGAAAAGGCAGAAACUACCAUACACACACCGACAAAUAGCAUUAUCGUGGAGCCCGAUAAAGUUUGUGAUACAGCCACAAAUCACACCAACAAGGAAGAGGUUUAUACUUUUCCUACUAUUUUAUCAUCUGAUAAUGAAAAUGAUAGUCAAACGAAAAGCAUAGAUGAAAAUGAUUAUUGGUCAGCAAAGGAUGUAAAUAUAGAAUCGGUCAUCAAAAAGGUCGAUUCGUUGUGUAAUGACAACAAUGAACUAAAUGACAAAAAGAGUGAUGUGAAUAUAAAUGAAGUAACAACCUCUGUUUCAACAUACCCUUUAAUUUCUAAUACUUUAGAAACGGAGUCAACCAAAUCUUCAGAUAAACAAAGCGAAUAUAUUCUAAACAACCCUCUCGAAGAAUUAAAUACUGAAAAAGCAACGCCAACAAACAGGAGAGGUGGUCGGAAUUCUAGAGGUAAAAGAACUGACAGAAAGCAGGAGAGAGUACAAACUAGACAAAUUUCUAAACCAGCUAGAGGAACUGGUGGAGGCAAACGUGGUAGAGGUCGAUCCAAAAUAGAUAAAAAAAUAAAAAGUCUAGUUAACAAUACAGUUAAUAAUAUACCGGGAGAUGUAUAUGACUUUCACGAGGAUUCUGGUGAUGAAACAACUAAUUCACCCAAUAAACCUGAAACAAGACCGCGUCUAAUUCUUACUAUUAAAAGUCCACUAUCUGGUCAUUCCAACGUAAUUGCGUCAUCGACGCUUAGUAUCGCUACUAAAGAUCAAUUAAAAAAUGAAAAAGCUGUAAAGGAAGAUAAAAUUGAAAGUUUUGCAUCACCUUCGCCUAACACCAGAAAAUCACGAAGAUUGCAGGAAAAAGAUGUUCAACGCACAACUGUAGAUGAUGUAAUUGACGAUGUUAUUAAAGGAUCUAGUGUGCAAACUAAAACUAAAGAAGGUAAUAAGAGACGACAAACUAGACAAGCUGGAACUAAAGUUGAUAAAGUUCAAAAUGCAGAUACGAGAAAAUCUCCAAGGGGCGUUAAAAGAACUAGGGAUAGAAGUUUGUCGGAUGCGUCAGUCGAUAGCUGUGACGAGAAAAUCAAAAAAGAAGAAGCAGUCAAAGAGAUUAAGAUACCCAAAAUGACAGAAACAGCCUUUGCAUGUAAAGCUGAGUCGGAACCCGCGCCAGUGAUAAAGACUAGUACACCACCUGUGACCUUUCAACCACCAAAUCCAGCGCCGACGCCUAUUAUGAAACCACCUAAAAAGAUGAUAUCCGAAAUUAGUGCGAAAUUGGCGAGCGCGUUUGACGCGGCGGCAUCGGCUACGACUAUAAUGGGAGCAGCGUCGCCCAAUGUAGCUGGAGUAGCAGGAGUGCCGGGUGUCGCUGGCGUGCCGGGAUUGGCCGGUGUUCCGGGCGUGUCCGGCGUGCCCGAGCGGGCCGCCCAGCAUCAGGCGGACCGGGCACCGAUGGAGGCUGACAAGCAGGGUAUACCUUUACGUGAGCCUCGGAACCCAGACUUCGUGUCAGCCACCGGCGAGUCGAGUGACGCGGGCUUUGCACGUCGCCUAGUGGACAACGUGCCCGGCAACAUGAUGCCCGUCGGAGCUACAGAAGCUACAGAUGCGCGAGUGCAGUCGCCGGCAUUGCCGCACAGACCACCUUCCACGCACCGGCCCACCGACCGAGCAACGCCCGUCCUCAUGAGGGUUGGAGAAAGUGAAGCGGACGUGCACUGCAUGGCCAGCGUGGGUGCGGUGAGCAACGUGGGCGGGCUGGGCGCGGGCGUAGGGGGCGUGGGGCCAGGCGUGGGGGGCGUGGGGCCAGGCGCGGGGGGCGCGGGAGGCGUGGGGGGCGCGGGCGCGGCGGGCGGGUCGCGGCUGCGCGCGUACGCGGGCGCCGCCAGCCUGCCGCGCGGCGCGCACCUGCCGCCUCCGCACCACGCCAAGCAGGUCGCCGUCGUUGGACCCCACCACCAUCACCCUGGAGCUGCUUCUCGAGUCACCAUUACCAGUGUGCCGUCCAUCAGUCCCCAAGGCCAAAUGUCUUUGGGAGACGGAAUGUAUCCUCACUUUUCUCAUCAACAUUAUCAAAUGUACCAGCAACAUUUCCGUGCUACACAACAUGAAAGUCGAGCUACACCUUCACCAUACACAAGGUCACUAGAGGCGGAGGGCUCGGAGGCGCCGACGCCGCCGCUGGAGUUGCGGCGGCCGCCGUCGGCGCGCGUGCCGCGCCCCGCGCACUCGCCCGCGCACUCGCCCGCGCCCGCCGACCGCUUGCUGCUGUGCGAUAGCGGGUACCGCGUGCCGGCAGCCCACGGCACACGCCUGGCCGCCGCGCUGCCGCCGCCCGCCGCGCCAGGCCCGCCGCACGCCUCGCAGGUGCCGCGCGAGGCCGACUCGCUGCAGAUGCUGCUCAGGCGGUACCCGGUGCUGUGGCAGGGGCUGCUGGCGCUGAAGAACGACGCGGCGGCGGUGCAGAUGCACUUCGUGGGCGGCAACCCGGGCGUGGCGGGCGACACGCUCACCGACGGCUGCACGCCGCUGCUGCGCAUCGCGCAGCGCAUGCGCCUCGAGCCCGCGCAGCUCGACCAGGUGCACCGCAAGAUGAAGCUGGAGAGCGAGCACUGCAUCCUGCUGGCGCUGCCGUGCGGGCGCGACCACAUGGACGUGCUGCAGCAGUCCAACAACCUCACCAGCGGCUUCAUCACCUACCUGCAGCGCAAGCAGGCCGCCGGCAUCGUCAACGUCGCGCCGCCCGGACACCAUCAGGCCGUAUAUACCGUACACAUCUUCCCGUCGUGCGAUUUCGCCAACGAGAAUCUGAACCGCAUCGCACCAGACCUAAUGCAUCGUGUGGCUGACAUCGCCCACUUACUCAUCGUUAUCGCCACCGUAUGA